Entelurus aequoreus (snake pipefish) is the source of this 1741-nucleotide messenger RNA. It is a transcript of the gene sgms2a, whose product is annotated as sphingomyelin synthase 2a. The transcript is spliced from 6 exons. The coding region runs from base 156 to 1400 and encodes 414 amino acids. NCBI's taxonomy places the organism in Eukaryota, Metazoa, Chordata, Actinopteri, Syngnathiformes, Syngnathidae. Gene Ontology annotation, biological process: ceramide biosynthetic process; sphingomyelin biosynthetic process. Gene Ontology annotation, molecular function: ceramide cholinephosphotransferase activity; sphingomyelin synthase activity. Gene Ontology annotation, cellular component: Golgi membrane; endoplasmic reticulum membrane. The record is from RefSeq and is a predicted model, not a curated record.
ACGAAACGUCACCACGCCACUUGGCUUUAUGACGUCACCACGCCACUUUGGCUUUAUGACGCCGGUCUGCGUGACGUAGCCGCGGCCCCGAGCUCUUUCAACUACAUUUUCGGGGCGGCCGAGUGGGAUGGACACGGUGGGAAGGCAAGCGGAGUAUGGCUGGCGCACGGGAAAUAAUUGGCGUCGGGGAGGAGCGAUGCGUGGAAGGCGAGGGUUUGUCCUCUGAGACGGAGCGAGAGAGCUCGUCAUCAAACACUCCUGAAACUGCGACUCCGGGAGAAGACACCGAGAGGCCUGACAAAGACAGCCCCGCAGCCUCCAUCCAGAGGGAAUCCAGCCGUGAAUGGACACAGCCAGAGGCCAUGGCGUCGCAGGAGGCUAGUCUCAACCCCGAAAUAGAAGCAGGCAACGGGCACGGCGGCAAUAAGACCUGUCCCGUCCACACCCCCACCGCCGGGGACGCCAAGCGGGGCUUUCGUAAAAACAGACAAAACGACUACGUGAAGAUUUCCAUGAAGGAGCCCGACGCCAACCGCUUGCCGUCAGAGUGGUGGAAGACCAUGCUUCUGUUCUUCUACGCCGCCUUCAGUCUGGUCAUGACCACGGUGGUCAUCACAGUGGUCCACGAGAGGGUCCCGCCUAAAGAGAACAUCCCGCCGCUUCCUGACACUUUCUUUGAGUACAUUGACCGGGUCAAGUGGGCCUUCACGGUGACGGAGGUCAAUGGCAUUGUCCUGGUGACCAUUUGGUUCAUACAGCUCUUCUUCCUCAACUACAAGUCCAUCGUAUGCAGACGCUACUUCUUCCUGGUGGGCACCUUGUACUUCUACCGCUGUAUCACCAUGUACAUCACCAUCCUGCCUGUCCCUGGCAUGCACAUGAGCUGCGCGCCCAAGCUGUACGGAGACUCUUACGCAAAGUUCCAGAGAAUUCUGCGACUGAUUUCCGGCGCCGGCCUGUCUAUUACCAAGUCCCACAUCAUGUGCGGAGACUUCCUGUUCAGCGGCCACACCGUGAUGCUCACCCUCACCUACCUGUUCAUCAAGGAAUACUCUCCUCGGUCGUUCUGGUGGUACCAUCUGAUGUGCUGGCUGCUGAGUGCGGUGGGCGUGGUCUGCAUCCUGGUGGCGCACGAGCAUUACAGCGUGGACGUGGUGGUGGCCUAUUUUAUCACAACGCGUCUCUUCUGGUGGUACCACACCAUGGCCAACACACAGUGUCAGUGCUGCCCCAACAAGUACCUAACCAGCGCCUGGUGGAACCCCCUGUUCAACUUGAUGGAGAGGAACGUGCACACGCCUGUGCCGUGCGUGUACGGCUGGCCCGUCAGCUGGGCCCCCGCUUGCCUGAAGAACCCCUGUAAGAAAUACUCCAUAGUACAGAGCACACGGGACGAGUGACCGUUCGUUCCGGUGUUUGACGAGGUUUUUAACGAACAAACGUGCCUAGAAAGGAUUCAUCGCGCUUUGUCUGUCAGUCUGUCUAUUGCUGUAAUUUAUCUUUUUCUUUACGCGUGUGUGUGUACAACUGAUACUCGUGCCAGCCAGCACCUUCUAGAACCAACUACACUACCAAAUUUGUUAUUGAAUGACCUCGUUAUCAGUGUCACAAGGUGCCUUAGUGGGUUCAGCGUCAUUAUGUGUACCAAAACUGCCUUGAAAAGUCACUCCAAACUAGUAUUAUUAAUCAUUUCAGAACCCCUCGGUAUGUGUGUUUCAUCCAUAAAUUGUAUUAAACUGGA